AUGCCUAGGACGCUCUCUCUUCGUUGUAUAGGGUUAUCACACCGCAGGUGUCGGUGUCUGUUGAGCACGUUGGCGCGCGAGGAACCGGCUCGACCUCUGGUGCACACACUGGUGCCGGGGCCGCGGUCGCUCGAGUUGGCUCGCGAGCUUCAGGAGGUAUCAGAGGGUAGAACCGUGCAGUUCUUCCAUGAUCCGCACAAGUCAUUUGGGAACUAUGUUGCAGAUGUAGAUGGUAACCUGCUUUUAGACGCGUUCUGCUUCAUAGCCUCGCUGCCCCUAGGGUACAAUCACCCGAACCUCGUUGAAGCUGCUCAGUCGCCAGCUUGGCUGCCGCACCUUGCACAACGGCCGGCGUUGGGAUACUCAGCACCACCAGAGUGGGUUCACACGCUGCGCACAAAGAUUCUCUCCGUUGCACCCCAAGGUCUCGCCAAUGUACAGAUGACUUGCGGGUGUGGGGCGUCUGCCGUCGAGAAUGCCCUAAAGGCCGCAUUUAUUCGAAAACGAGCGCUUGAGCGAGGUGACGUGAACCCAACGACCGCUGAGCUCGAUUCAUGUAUGCGAAACAGUGAACCGGGGAGUCCGAACAGCAUGGCGGUCGUUUCUUUUGAACACGCUUUCCAUGGCCGACUAUUCGGGAGCUUAUCGACGACCCGCUCCAAGUCGAUUCAUAAGGUCGAUAUCCCCGCAUUUGGCAACUGGCCAGUGCUCCCAUUUCCGAAAGACGAACAAGACGAGGCGCGGUGUCUCGAUCUCGUUGACAAAACACUCUCGGAGCAGCGGGUCGCGGCACUUAUCGUGGAGCCAAUCCUGAGCGAGGGCGGAGACCUGCAUGCAUCGCCCGCGUUCUUUCGCGGACUCAGAGAACUGACCCGCCACUAUCAGGUUGCGAUGGUUUGCGACGAGGUUCAAACUGGCGUCGGCGCUACUGGUCGUUUUUGGGCGCACGAACACUGGUCCGAGGGACUCGAGAAAACGGGACAAGGCGUUGGCACCGGCGCUGCGGAGCUCGCCCCAGACAUGGUGACCUUUGCGAAAAAGAUGCAGGCGAGCGGUUUCUUUUUCAAACCAGAGUUUCUGCCACCGCAAGCGUUUCGCAUCUAUUCAACUUGGAGUGGCGACCCGUUGCGUGCGCUGCAGGCAAGCGUCAUCAUUGACACCAUUGUCGCUGAUCACUUGGUUGAGCGCGUCCACAGUGUCGGGGACUACCUCAUACAUGCGCUUGCGGACUUGAAUCACCCACUUGUGGAGCGCAUUCGUGGACGGGGAACAUUCAUUGCAUUCGAUUUACCGAGUCCAGCGCAAAGAGAUCAUUUGCUUGGCGAAAUGCGAAAUCAGGGUGUUCUUGUAGGCAGCUCGGGGGACAAAACCGUACGCUUACGCCCCGCACUCAUCUUCGACAAGCAUCACGCGGAUAUACUCCUGGAUAUUCUGGCACGCGUUCUCAGGCACAUGCCCUGA
This is a messenger RNA of Cyanidioschyzon merolae strain 10D, 1461 nucleotides long. RefSeq names its product 4-aminobutyrate aminotransferase. Gene Ontology annotation, molecular function: pyridoxal phosphate binding. The record is from RefSeq and is a predicted model, not a curated record. Bases 1 to 1461 code for a protein of 486 amino acids. Gene Ontology annotation, cellular component: mitochondrion. Gene Ontology annotation, biological process: GABA catabolic process. The transcript has a single exon. NCBI's taxonomy places the organism in Eukaryota, Rhodophyta, Bangiophyceae, Cyanidiales, Cyanidiaceae.